AUGGCCGUCUCCACUGAGGACCUCGAGUCUUUCCAAACAAUCGACGACCUAGAACGCAGUGCAUUGCGCAUCUUAUCUCCUAAAGCACUUUCUUAUUAUCCCUCUGCAACAGAUGAUGAAAUUACGAAAGUGGCCAAUCAUGACAUCUAUCGGAGGGUUUUUCUUCGGCCUAGAUUGUCACUUCAGGAAUCCGGAACCGAUAUCGACCUCAGUACAAUGUUCCUAGGUCUGAAAUGUGGCGUUCCUAUUCAUGCCUCACCAGCUGCAGCGGCUCGUUUAGCACAUGCGGACGGCGAGGCUGGGAUUGCAUCGGCAUGUUCUACAUUCAACGCCAUCUAUAUAAUCUCGCACAACGCCUCAAUGGCCCCGGAAGACAUCAUCAGAGCCGGGCGACACGACGGCCACACAAUAUUUGGAUGGCAGCUCUAUGUGCUUAAGGAUAUAAAAAGGACGGAAGCGACGUUGACCCGUAUACGACAGAUCCCAGAAAUAAAGUUCAUUGUGCUGACGCUCGAUGCUCCAUUUCCGGGAAAGAGAGAGGCCGACGAGAGGUUCAAAAUGGGGGAGCUGGCCGCUAGCGGUGGGACCCAAGUCUUGGGGACCGAGGCCGGUCUCAGGUGGAACGAGACGCUGGAGUGGUUGAAGAAUCACACGUCGCUGCCAAUAGUGCUGAAAGGGAUCCAGACGUUCGAAGAUGCACAUCUUUCCACCUUGUAUCCAUGCGUCAAAGGUAUCAUCAUCUCCAAUCAUGGUGGUAGAGCCCUAGACACUACCACGACACCGCUGCAGGUGCUCCUGGAGAUUCGAAAGCAUUGUCCGCACGUGCUAAAACACUUUGAUGUCCUGGUAGAUGGUGGCAUCAAGCAUGGCUCGGAUGUUGUCAAGGCUCUGGCCCUGGGUGCGAAGGGAGUGGGCGUCGGAAGAGUGCCCCUGUAUGGCCUUGCUCUUGCAGGACGGAAAGGUGUUCAGAGGGCUCUGCGAAUCCUUCUUAAUGAGACAAUUGUCGCCAUGAGGCGACUGGGUGUUCAGAGGGUCCAGGACCUAAACGCGAAGCAUGUCAACGUGACCGCCUUGGAUCGUUUGCUGUAUGACGGCCCUAUUCAGUGGGGAAACAGCAGCAACACACGAUCUAAACUAUGA
Exophiala aquamarina CBS 119918 is the source of this 1140-nucleotide messenger RNA. RefSeq lists its product as uncharacterized. The transcript has a single exon. Bases 1 to 1140 code for a protein of 379 amino acids. NCBI's taxonomy places the organism in Eukaryota, Fungi, Ascomycota, Eurotiomycetes, Chaetothyriales, Herpotrichiellaceae. Gene Ontology annotation, molecular function: oxidoreductase activity; FMN binding. The record is from RefSeq and is a predicted model, not a curated record.